Molecule: messenger RNA, 972 nt
Organism: Sorex fumeus (smoky shrew)
Lineage: Eukaryota; Metazoa; Chordata; Mammalia; Eulipotyphla; Soricidae
Gene: SPP1
Product: secreted phosphoprotein 1
Exons: 4
Coding region: 16-654 (212 amino acids)
Biological process (GO): ossification; osteoblast differentiation; positive regulation of bone resorption
Molecular function (GO): extracellular matrix binding
Source: RefSeq, a predicted model, not a curated record
AAAAAAAUCAAUAUCAUGAGAACUGCCGUGAUCUGCCUUUGCCUCUUGGGCAUUGCCUCCGCCCUGCCGGUGAAGACCACAGACUCCGGCAGCUCAGAGGAGAAGCAGACCGUCCCGAGUAAGUCCACCGAGAGUGAGGACCGCACGGAUGAGCUGGAUGACGACGACGACGACCAACCUGACAGCCAGGAUUCCGUCGAGUCCAAGGACACCGAUGAUGACGAUGACGCCAACUCCGACCACUCUGAUGAAUCCGAGGAAACCACCACGGACUCAUCCGUGGACGUCCCAGCAACUCUGAUUUUCACCCCAGCUGCCCCCACCAAAGACACAAGUGAUGGCCGAGGGGACAGUGUGGCUUACGAACUGAGGGCGAAAUCUAAGAAGUUUCUGAGCUCUGAAAUCCAGUACUCAGAGGACCUCACGUCGCACAUGGAAAGUUACGAGGACACACAGGAGUCGGCCCCCAGCCUGCACCUGACAUCUAACGGGGACAGCCACCAAGAGUCAGCCCAGUCGCCGGCCAGCCUGGAGUCCCACAGCCGAGAGUCGCAGAGCCUGGAAGGGGACGCGCAGUCGCCCAGCGUGGAGGAGGCUCACCUCAAGUUCCGUGUCUCCCACGAGCUGGAGAGCGCGUCGUCCGAGGCCAAGUGAAGGGCCGGAGCUUCUGUCCUCCUUUGCUUAUAGUCAGAGCAGAAGACACGUCAUCGCGGGUGUGGGGCCGUCGCGGUACUAACUUCUCAGAUUAGGUAGUGAAUGUGUCUGUCUGUGGGUCCAGAAAUAGAUGUCGCUCUUUGUCCCCUUAUGACCUGCUUCAUAACAUACCUCGAUCCCUAACCGCUUUGGGUUUGGACGGAGUCCUUCCCAAACGAAAGCUGUCACUGCAUUUUCAGGUUUGCUGGGCCUUUAGCCAUAGACGAGUAUGCUGAAGCAAGCUCAAAGCUUUUACGGACUAAUCCGAAAGGCGAUUAA